CUCCCCUCCAUCGCUGCCGAAUCCGCCGGGGAUCCCGCAUACCGACGAGCGACCAAUUCAGUUUUGCGUCGUUCAAGAGAGGAUUUGGGUGCAUUUCAACUCUUCGCUGUUUUGGGUCGAAUAACGAAGAGGCGCCUUUGCAGGAGUGGUUUUUUUUACGGCCAGGGUGCGCUCUCAGUGUUUUGCCAGUACUAGUGGUAUUCAGACCCUCGACGUCAGACUCAGCACGGCAUCACCGGACAAGUCGACAAGACCACCCAUCAUCACUGGAGGACAUUGUCACGCCGUCACCGACAUCACCUUAAGAUCACAACGACGGUAUCUGUCACCUUCACGUCCGACUUCGUCUUCACAGCUCCUACACAUUCUCUUUUCAACGAGACCUAAUAUUCCGGCAUCUUGCAUACCGGAUACAGACCCCUUGAGUCCAGAGAUUUUUUCGACCUUGUUGAUUGGAUCACGACGAUUUCUCCUUUGCUUCGCGAACAAAAAGAUCUCUCACUAGGGAUCACUUGUUGGCUGCGGGCAUUUUUUUUGCGACGACUCAAAACAGUCUGGUUUUCUUUGAACUGAUUUCUCACGACCCUUUCGACGACUUAUGGCCAGACCGUCUCACUAGAUCUCGAUCAUUCUCAGCAUUUCGAGAUCCUCUCCCAUCUUGAACCUUGGGGUUUUAUCCGGCUAGUGAUAUCUCCGUUAUAUCCAAGCUCUGAUCCCGGAUCCGUCCAUCUUUCAACGCAUCCUCACUUUCAAACUCAGAUUUUCUGACUACCAACCGCCAAGAUGCCCGGAGGUGUUUGCGCCGUUCUCGACUACGAGGUCGAGUUGAUGGCCGAUUAUGUUUCUGAAAUGGCCACUCGAAUUGUCAUGCCGCAAAAUGCUGUCAACACCGCCUUCAGGAAGUUCGUGUCACAGAUUCUCACUUCCACUCGGCUUCCCAGCACUACCAUCCUUCUCGGCAUGAACUACCUUGCCAAGCGCAUCAACAUGAUGAAGGCUAACGGCCAGACCACCCAUUCCGAAGGUCAAAUCUGGCGCAUGUUGACCAUCUCGCUUUUGCUUGGAAGCAAGUUUCUGGACGAUAACACUUUUCAGAACAAGUCCUGGUCCGAAGUGAGCGGGAUUCCCGUCAAGGAGCUCAACACUCUGGAAUAUGAGUGGCUCGGUGUAAUUGGCUGGCGGCUGUAUGUCAACCUCGAUGAGAGUGAGGAUUACAAUGCCUGGCUGGCAAACUGGAAGGAAUGGUUGGAGGCGAAGAAAUUGCAACAAGCUCAGGCCAACCGCGAACGCUUGGCCUCCCUUGUGCCUCCUAUCAAGACCGAUAUUUCCCGAUCUCGGUUCUCCUCGGCUUGGGAGCAGAAGCAGAUUGCCGAGUAUGAGAGGCUAUCGAGCAUCAAGCGCAGCCAAACCACUCACGUUACUUAUCCUCGCCACGAGCAGUCCGUGUGGGGUCAUUGGUCGCAGCAGCAGGCGCCGUUGACGCCUCCCGACUCUGGAUACGGAACGCCCGAGUAUGUCAACUCGGCGACAUCGGUCAAUUCCCACUACAACGAGUGGUUCGAUAGUGCGGUUAGGGACCAUUGCCAGGCCUCUCGGCAAUACCAGCAGCCUGCGUCAUAUAACUCGUUCUAUCGUGGUUUGUCCAAUCGUCACCAGAACGGCACUUCGGGGUACUGGAACUACACCCACAAUGUUUGGGAGCAUUCCCUUUCCGGUGAUUGCAAUUGCGCCACUUGCGCUGCUACGGACAACUCGCCUCCAUACUUCAUGGGUCACACCUACGGACAGCCGGUUGUUGGCUAAAUAGCCAAGGACACUUGCGACACGGUUUCGACGAUGCCACGAGUUUUGGCGUUUUGAGUGAUCAUACAACAUCCGCAGCUUUUCAUCCGAGGCUGUGCUUUCUCACUGCAUCUUCAUCUGGUGCAGGUUCUUUUACAGGCACAUCAGAGAAUUGAUACAUUGCAUUCAGAUACCCCGAUCGACGAAUGGACCGGUUCGUUUGAAAAGCCCAGAAGACCAGACUCCUCCAGAUUCUGUUCCUAGCGAAAUCCCCACCUUUGCUCGCUCCAUUUCGCAUGCAUGAGCGGAGAAGCAUUGCCACGGCAUGGGAUGGGCAGUCGCAACGUACUUACAUGUGCGAGAUACAAACUUUUCACGCUUCCAUUCGUCAUUGAUUAAUGACUUUCGUUUUCUUCCUCGGUAUAUGGUUCGGUAAUAUUCAUAAACCGGCGUUCUUGGUUUCCUAAAUCACGGGCUUUGUUCAAAUUCGGCAUAGAUUCGACAAAAGUUUUUCAUUUUCUCUUCCAACACACAAGACGGGCGGUUUGCUUCCGCAUCGACUGCCACCUUUUUUUCCCCGGGCCCAUCAGCGUCGACUUGGGUUGCGAGAGUCAGCAUACACUGAUAACAACGACAUAUUUGCAUCAAUGGGUUAUACCCGUUCGAGAGAUGCGAUGUGGUCGAUGUCGCGACAGCUCACAACAAGCACUGCCCGACUUGUUUCAGCUUGAGUGAUAGCUGACAUAACCUUGGGUCGAAGUCACUUGCACUCGCUGGUUGUUUAUGUUUUUCGUCCUGGUUCUUUGCGUUUCAUGCAUUCAC
This is a messenger RNA of Neurospora crassa OR74A, 2604 nucleotides long. RefSeq lists its product as hypothetical. Gene Ontology annotation, molecular function: protein kinase binding; cyclin-dependent protein serine/threonine kinase regulator activity. Gene Ontology annotation, cellular component: nucleus; cyclin-dependent protein kinase holoenzyme complex. The transcript is spliced from 2 exons. The coding region runs from base 784 to 1803 and encodes 339 amino acids. Gene Ontology annotation, biological process: regulation of cyclin-dependent protein serine/threonine kinase activity. NCBI's taxonomy places the organism in Eukaryota, Fungi, Ascomycota, Sordariomycetes, Sordariales, Sordariaceae. The record is from RefSeq and is a predicted model, not a curated record.